This is a messenger RNA of Tripterygium wilfordii, 982 nucleotides long. RefSeq names its product protein NTM1-like 9. Gene Ontology annotation, molecular function: DNA binding. The coding region runs from base 82 to 744 and encodes 220 amino acids. Gene Ontology annotation, biological process: regulation of DNA-templated transcription. NCBI's taxonomy places the organism in Eukaryota, Viridiplantae, Streptophyta, Magnoliopsida, Celastrales, Celastraceae. The transcript has 5 exons. The record is from RefSeq and is a predicted model, not a curated record.
CACAACAUUUACCUCAUCCUCUACUUCUUAGAUAUAUUAUACUCUGUUCCAUCUCUGUUUUUUUCAGACUCUAAGAGCACAAUGGAUUUUGAACAAGGACCGGGUUUUCGAUUCCAUCCCACCGAUGAAGAACUCAUCAAUCAUUAUCUGAAUCUGAAGAAACUUGGUUUGGAUGACAAAGUCUCGGCUAUUGGAGAGCUGGAUAUUUGCAACUUCGAGCCUGGGCAGUUACCCCAGAUGGCUGCUACCCAAACAAACAAUUACACAUGGUACUUCUUUUCGCGUCCGGAUUACAAGUACAAAAACAGCAAACGAGCGAACAGGAGAACCGAUGGUGGGUACUGGAAAGGUACGGGCAAGGAUCGCAGAAUCAUGGAUGGAAACAACAAUGAGAUUGGCACCAAGAAAACUUUGGUUUUCUAUGAAGGUCAUGUACCUAAUGGAGUGAAGACUAAUUGGGUUAUUCAUGAGUUCCAUUCCAACAACAUCAACCAGAGGGAUUUCGUUCUCAGUCGUUUGAAGCUAAAACCGGACGGUAGCACUGAUGAUCCAAUAUAUGAAGAAAGCCAGCCAAGCCAGAAUGCAAAUCAACAGAUGGAACCUCAAGUUCAGGAGGAUUUGGGCUAUUUUCCAACCGCCUUCCAUGAUCUGGAUUUCGGCUACGCAUCUGCACAACAGUUGGAGAUGUAUAUGUGGCAGGAAGGACCCUCCUAUGGAAGCUCUACAUAUUCGAAUGGUUAUUGAUACAAUAUGCAUAUAACUAUAUUGUUUAAGUUUUCUUAGGAGUGUAUGUGUUUGAACUAAAAUGUACUGGUGUGUUAGGGUUUUAAUGUUGAAAUAUAAACUAUAAAUGUUGAAUGAAAGGUAAUGAAGUUUGUUUGUACUAAGUUUAAUGUUGAAAUAUCUGGUGUACCAUACUACCAGUUAUAGCGUUCAUGGUAAACUAUUAGUAGCCAAGUGUGGAGCAGAUAACUGUUGAAAA